AAAUCCUUUGUUUUAUAUUCUUUUCAAUGUCUGGUAAAAAUCCUCAUGUUGUCUAUGCGAGCAAAGAAUCGUUUUAUCGGUUAAGUGGGCUCGGUAUUUCUUUAGUUCUUGUUAUAAUAGCAGUUAUAGCAUAUUCAGAUAAUAAAGCAAGUAUGAAUCGAGAUCAUGUUGAGCCAUUUGAGGAUAAAGCAUUAACUGCUUUUGCUGAGCAACUCUGGGAACUUGAUGAAAACCGUUUAAAUCCUAAUGAACAUUAUGUAUUGGACUUGCAAGGUAAAACAAAGUUUUCUUAUGAUGGACCCGAUAAUGCAGCAAAACCCCUAUUUUCUAAAGUUGACCCAAAGGCUUUCGAACGACCUACAUUUAAAGCAUUUAUUGCACUUUUGGAUAAUUAUGAGAGUGCAACUGGUGUUGCAGAAACAGUUACUCCUCAAGAAGAGAAAGAAAAUUGGUCUUUCAUAGAUUUGGUUUUUAAUACCAAAGUAAUGGAUCAUGCUUACAAAUUUUUGAAAUACAAAGGAAAAGCCAAUCAAGAUUUAAUAAAAUUUAAACAUGAUUUUUAUAAUCUUUGGUUUCAACUUUAUAAAAGAUCAAAAGGGUCAAGAGAAAAUGACUCAUCAGGCUUUGAACAUGUCUUUGUUGGUGAAACUAGAGGACAAAAAGAAGUUAUUGGUUUUCAUAACUGGAUUCAGUUUUAUCUUCAGGAAAAAGCUGGAAAUGUUGAUUACAAAGGUUUUAUGUCAAGUAGCAAGAACCCACAUAUUUUGUCCAUUCAAUUCAGUUGGAAAGGUGAUACCAAACCACUAGGUUCAACACUUAUUGGUGUAUCGCCUGAAUUCGAAAUAGCUCUUUACACUGUAUGUCAUUUGCUUGGCCACGAUUCAUAUAAAAUAACAUUAGGAAAAGAACCAGUUAUUAUUAAGUCUCACAAAAUUGGAAAUAGAAUUGGUGCAUGCUAUCCUCAGAUGCCUUCAUGGACUGAUAGAAGAAAAUAAAUGCAUAAAUGCAUAAAUUUUUUUUUUUUUAAAUUUAGGUUUUAAAAUUUAUUUUUUAACAUUUUAGUCACAUAAAAUUAUUGCACGAUUUAU
Molecule: messenger RNA, 1088 nt
Organism: Hydra vulgaris (swiftwater hydra)
Lineage: Eukaryota; Metazoa; Cnidaria; Hydrozoa; Anthoathecata; Hydridae
Product: uridylate-specific endoribonuclease B
Molecular function (GO): RNA endonuclease activity
Source: RefSeq, a predicted model, not a curated record